CGUUGGAAUAUUAUCUCUCUUCUCCCUCUGACUCUUGAUUUCUUGGCUCUAUAAAUACCACUUCAGCCACCCAUAAGUUUCACUGAAUUGCAGCCCGAAAAAGAAGCAGAGAAAAAUGAAGGCGGCGGAGGAGAGCGGGAGGAGAUGGGAGGGGUACGUGGACUGGCGGAAGAGGGUGGCGGUGAGGGGGCGGCACGGGGGGAUGGCGGCGGCGGGGUUCGUGCUGGGGGUGGAGAUACUGGAGAACUUGGCGUUUCUGGCAAAUGCAAGCAACUUGGUGAUGUACUUGAGGAAGUACAUGGGGUUUUCGCCGGAGAAAUCGGCAAACCAUGUCACGACUUUCAUGGCCACAGCCUUCCUUCUCGCCCUUCUUGGUGGCUUCUUAUCGGAUGCCUUUUUCACCACUUAUCACGUCUUCCUUUUCUCCUCCCUCAUUGAGUUUCUGGGGUUGGUGAUCUUGACAGUACAAGCGAAGGUCCCAUCUCUAAAACCGGUGCCGUGCAAGGCGACGAAUGGGAGCUCAUGUAGGGAGGUGGGUGGGGGAGAGGCAGCGAUGCUGUUCGUGGGGCUAUACCUGGUGGCAUUGGGGGUGGGCGGGAUAAAGGGAUCAUUGCCGGCGCACGGGGCGGAGCAGUUCGACGAAGGCACGCCUCAAGGGCGUAGGAGGAGAUCCACUUUCUUCAACUACUUCGUCUUCUGUCUCUCUUGUGGGGCUCUUGUGGCCGUCACUCUUGUGGUUUGGAUCGAAGACAACUUGGGAUGGGAGUGGGGCUUUGGAAUCUCAACCAUCACCAUAUUUCUCUCUAUUCCUUUAUUCCUUUCUGGAUCCACCUUCUACCGAAACAAGAUACCAACUGGAAGCCCCCUUACUACAAUUCUAAAGGUUUUGGUGGCUGCAACUUUGAACCGUUGCUGCAGCAACAAAUCAUCGACCAACGCAGUGGCGAGCAUGAGCACAAGCCCUUCCGUAACAACAACCCUCGAGUUGGAGGAAGGCCAAUCCAAUAAUAAUAACCCUGCCGAAACAAUGAGUACAGCUCUAACUCCAACAAAAAGCCUAAAAUUUCUCAACACAGCAGUAGAAAAACAGCCAUUCCACCCAUCCCUAAACUGCACAAACCAACAACUAGAAGAAGUGAAAACGGUUCUCAAAGUGCUCCCAAUCUUUGCUUGCACCGUCAUGCUCAACUGCUGCCUCGCCCAACUCUCGACCUUCUCCGUCCAACAAGCCUCCACAAUGGACACCCGAAUCGGCUCCCUCAAGCUCCCCCCAGCCUCACUCCCCGUCUUUCCCGUCCUCUUCAUCAUUGUCCUCGUCCCACUCUACGACCAUGUCCUCGCCCCCUUCGCCCGCAACCUCACCAACUCUGAGUCUGGUAUCUCCCACCUCCAACGCAUAGGUGUUGGCCUCCUCCUCUCCGUCCUCGCCAUGGCCGUUGCAGCCCUUGUCGAGACCAAGCGUAAGGACCUCGCUCAAAACAGCACCGCUGAACCACUCCCCCUCACCUUCCUCUGGCUUGCAUUCCAGUACCUUUUUCUGGGGUCGGCGGAUUUGUUCACCUUGGCUGGCUUGUUGGAGUUUUUCUUCACGGAGGCGCCUACUGGGAUGAGAUCCUUGGCCACGUCACUAUCUUGGGCUUCUUUGGCCGUCGGGUAUUACCUGAGUUCGGUUAUUGUGACGGUGGUGAACGGUGUGACCGCUAGAUCCGGCCACACCCCAUGGCUCUCCGGUGACAAUAUUAAUCACUACCAUCUUGACAGAUUCUACUGGCUCAUGUGCACGCUCACUGGAUUGAACUUUUUGCACUACCUUUUCUGGGCUGUCAAGUACAAAUAUCGAUCCCCCGCUGGAAACAAGUAAUGCAAAUUUUAAUGCCUACAACAUAGUUAUAUCAUAUAUACUUUAACUUCAAUGUAGUUUUAGCUUUUCAACUUA
Momordica charantia (bitter melon) is the source of this 1936-nucleotide messenger RNA. Its product is annotated as protein NRT1/ PTR FAMILY 4.6-like. The record is from RefSeq and is a predicted model, not a curated record. Gene Ontology annotation, cellular component: membrane. Lineage: Eukaryota; Viridiplantae; Streptophyta; Magnoliopsida; Cucurbitales; Cucurbitaceae. Gene Ontology annotation, molecular function: transmembrane transporter activity. Gene Ontology annotation, biological process: transmembrane transport.